Messenger RNA from Stegastes partitus (bicolor damselfish), 2499 nucleotides. RefSeq names its product DEAD (Asp-Glu-Ala-Asp) box helicase 1 (gene ddx1). The transcript is spliced from 24 exons. The record is from RefSeq and is a predicted model, not a curated record. Lineage: Eukaryota; Metazoa; Chordata; Actinopteri; Pomacentridae. The coding region runs from base 37 to 2136 and encodes 699 amino acids. Gene Ontology annotation, molecular function: nucleic acid binding; RNA helicase activity; protein binding.
GCUACUUCCGGUUUGAUUGAAUGCGUAGCAGCAGUCAUGGCAGCGUUUUCUGAAAUGGGAGUUAUGCCGGAAAUCGCGCAGGCUGUGGAGGAGAUGGACUGGCUGUUGCCCACUGACAUCCAGGCAGAGUCCAUCCCUCUGAUUCUGGGUGGAGGAGAUGUUCUCAUGGCUGCAGAAACCGGCAGCGGCAAGACAGGAGCCUUCAGCAUCCCGGUGAUCCAGAUCGUGUACGAGACGCUGAAGGAUCAGCAGGAGGGAAAGAAGGGAAGAGCGUCCAUCAAAACUGGAGGAGCCAUUUUCAACAACUGGCAGAUGAAUCCGUACGAUCGCAGUCCGGCCUUCGCCAUCGGUCCUGAUGGACUCUGCUGCCAGAGCAGAGAGUUUAAGGAGUGGCACGGCUGUCGGUCCACCAAAGGAGUCACCAAAGGGAAGUACUACUACGAGGUGACCUGCCACGACCAGGGUCUGUGUCGGGUCGGCUGGUCCACCAGUCAGGCGGCGCUGGAUUUAGGAACCGAUAAAUACGGUUUUGGUUUCGGUGGAACUGGAAAGAAAUCCAACAACAAGCAGUUUGACAGCUACGGAGAGGAGUUCACGAUGCACGACACCAUCGGAUGCUACCUGGAUCUGGACAAGGGGCAGAUUUUCUUCUCCAAAAACGGCAACGACCUGGGUGUGGCGUUCGACGUCCCUCAGAACCUGAAGAAUCAGACUUUCUUCGCCUCCUGCGUGCUGAAGAACGCAGAGCUGAAGUUCAACUUUGGAGGAGAAGACUUCAAACAUCCUCCUAAGACCGGCUUUGUUGGCGUCCAUCAGGCAGCCGAAGGCCACACGGUCAAAUCUGCUCAGACGGGCAGCGCCAAAGUGAGUCAAGUCAAAGCUUCGUCCAACGCACCCAAAGCCCUGAUCAUCGAGCCGUCCAAAGAGCUGGCAGAGCAAACCCUCAACAACGUGACGCAGUUCAAGAGAUAUGUGGACAAUCCCAAACUCAGAGAGCUGCUGGUGAUCGGUGGCGUCGCUGCCAAAGAGCAGCUGGCAGCUCUGGAUCAGGGGGUGGACAUCGUGGUGGGAACUCCUGGACGACUGGACGAUCUCAUAUCCACGGGGAAGCUCAGUCUGUCCCAGGUCCGCUUCCUGGUCCUGGACGAGUGCGAUGGCCUCCUGUCGGCCGGCUACACCGACUUCAUCAACAGGAUCCACAACCAGAUCCCUCAGGUCACCUCCGACGGGAAAAGGCUGCAGGUGAUCGUGUGCUCGGCCACGCUGCACUCCUUCGACGUGAAGAAGCUCUCCGAGCGCAUCAUGCACUUCCCCACCUGGGUGGACCUGAAGGGGGAGGACUCGGUUCCGGAGACGGUCCACCACGUGGUGGUUCCCGUCAACCCCAAGAGCGACCGGCUGUGGGAGCGUCUGGGCAAGAACCACAUCCGGACCGAUGAGGUUCAUGCCAAAGACAACACCAGACCAGGAGGCAACUCUGCAGAAAUGUGGUCGGAGGCCAUCAAGGUGCUGAAGGGCGAGUACGCCGUCAGAGCCAUCAAAGAGCACAAGAUGGACCAGGCCAUCGUCUUCUGCCGCACCAAGAUCGACUGCGACAACAUGGAGCAGUUCUUCAUCCAGCAGGGAGGAGUAAUUCUGAUUUUCUGUUUGCUUGUUUGUGGUUUCCCUCCAGUGAUUAACGUCACGCUGCCUGAUGAGAAGCAGAACUACGUCCAUCGCAUCGGCAGAGUUGGAAGAGCCGAGAGGAUGGGUCUGGCUAUCUCCCUGGUCGCGAUGGAGAAAGAGAAGGUUUGGUACCACGUCUGCGCGAACCGAGGCCGAGGCUGCUACAACACCCGGCUGAAGGAGGACGGAGGCUGCACCAUCUGGUACAACGAGAAGGAGCUGCUCUCAGACAUCGAGGAGCAUCUGAAGUGCACCAUCACACAGUGUGAACCCGACCUCAAAAUCCCCGUCGACGAGUUCGACGGGAAGGUGACGUACGGACAGCGCAGAGCUUUAGGAGGUGGGAACUACAAGGGCCACGUGGACGUUUUGGCCCCGACGGUCCAGGAGCUGGCGAACCUGGAGAGAGAAGCCCAGACGUCGUUCCUUCACCUGGGAUACCUGCCCAACCAGCUGUUCAGAGCCUUCUAAACACUACACAGUGGAAGACGCAAUGUGAAGCUUCUGUUUGCAUUCAGGCGAAAAUAUAUCAACAAAACUCCUAAUUUACAUGAAUUAAAUAUUGAAAGAUGUAAAAAGGUGUCAUCGAGUACGUCGACCUCCUCCAACCAGAUCCUUGUUGUUUGGUUGAGUCGUUUCUCCUCCAGAUGUUGAGCCUGUUGAGGUUGAAGAUCGUCUUUAGUUCCUCUUUAAAGUUAAAACAGAACUGAGAACGUUACUGGAAAUGUUCUCGUUGAUGAAGUCAAUAUUUAAGUUCACACGUGGAGGAAAAAGUCAAUGAAUUGAAGUGACUCGAUGUUUUCUUUUCUGAAAUAAACUGUUGGACUCAGUGUU